This is a messenger RNA of Prosopis cineraria, 944 nucleotides long. Its product is annotated as probable glutathione S-transferase. The transcript is spliced from 2 exons. Gene Ontology annotation, biological process: glutathione metabolic process. Gene Ontology annotation, cellular component: cytoplasm. Lineage: Eukaryota; Viridiplantae; Streptophyta; Magnoliopsida; Fabales; Fabaceae. Gene Ontology annotation, molecular function: glutathione transferase activity. Bases 81 to 758 code for a protein of 225 amino acids. The record is from RefSeq and is a predicted model, not a curated record.
UUGAUAAUGAAGAACGAAGCUGUUGGAUCGGCAAGUUUAAUCAAAAGAAUCAAUCGAGGAUCCUCUUGCCGGCCGCAAAAAUGGCGGAAGUGGAGCUGAUCGCCACUCCUCAGAGCUUUCCCUGCGCCAGAAUCGAAUGGGCUUUGAAGAUGAAGGGGGUGGAAUACGAAUACAUCAAAGAAAAUCUACUCGCCAAAAGCGAUCUGCUUCUUCAGUCCAAUCCUGUGCACAAGAAGGUACCUGUAAUUCUCCAUAACGGCUUACCUAUUGCUGAAUCCCUCGUCAUCCUCGAGUACAUCGACGAGACUUGGAAGCAAAACCCUUUGCUACCAUACGAUCCUUUUAAACGAGCCCAUGCUCGUUUCUGGGCGAGAUUUAUCGAUGAGAAGUGCGUGAGUGCUGUGUGGGGAGCUGGCGUGGCACAAGGAGAAGGAAAAGAGAAAGCCAUAGAAUCAGCUCUGGAAUCGCUAGCACUUCUGGAUAAGCAGGUUGAAGGGAAGAAGUAUUUUGGAGGAGAAGAGUUAGGGUAUUUGGACAUUGUAGCAGGUUGGAUUCCUCAUUGGCUUAAUGUCUUGGAACAGCUUGGAGACAUGGAACUGCUCACUGCUGAGAGGUUCCCUCAUCUUCAUGAAUGGAGCCUCAACUUGUUGCAGACUUCACCUGUCAAACAUGGCUUGCCUCCCAGAGAAUCUGUUGUUGACUACUUCAGUUUCGGCUUUAACUAUGUGCGUUCCAUGGCAGCCAAUAAAUCAGGAUGAGAAGAUAUGAACCCUCUCACAGUAUGAGUAAGUAAGUAUUGAUGAUGAAGAACCUGGUUUUCCAAUUCAGUGAGUUUUGGUCACCUUAGCAGUAGACCAUUUGUAUGAAAUAUAUUUUGAUGAUAAUUUAUGAUUCUGUCGUGAUUGUGUGUUUAUGACUUUAUGCUAGGCUUUACUUGCUUUUGA